CCUCUCCUCCUGUGUAAAUUGUUAACCGCUUUCGGACACUAUCCUGCAACUUAUGUAGAGAUUCUCCCCCAAGAAACAAACCGUUUCCCUUCAAAAAGAUAAAGACCAAGAAGUUACCAGUUUGUAUCUUGAUUGUUCUACUAGUUUUCUUUUUCUGCAUGGAAACAGGAUCAUCAUCCAGGUUUACUUCGUCCAGGAAGUUUCUGGCUAUAAGCUUGUCGGUACUGGCCGUGCUCUCGCCUCUCUACAUCGACAGCUUAUCAGAGGAAGAUGAAGAACCGGAAGAAGAACUCUUUGGUUUCAUGUUUUCGCUACCCGUGCUCCUUCUAUUCUUGGUUUUGGCCAUUGCCCUGUCCCUGUAUUGUGAUCAGAGCUUGACCAGGUUUGAUCCUAACUGGAUUCACAGGCUCUGUGGUUCGUUUGGUGGGUUGCUCGUCAUUCUCAUCCUUCUUGUUUUCGUCUUGAAAUGCAAAUCCUCUGCUUAGACCCUUUACUGGAAGUUGUUAAUGAAGAAAACAAAGCUUAUCAUUUUCCCUGAAA
Molecule: messenger RNA, 540 nt
Organism: Brassica napus (rape)
Lineage: Eukaryota; Viridiplantae; Streptophyta; Magnoliopsida; Brassicales; Brassicaceae
Exons: 1
Coding region: 159-485 (108 amino acids)
Source: RefSeq, a predicted model, not a curated record